AUUUUGUCUCUCUAAUCAAUGCACAACAUGGCGGCUGAAGCACGGGGCAGUGAUUUGGCGUGUCCCGUCCAGCUUAAAACAUCUUUGUUCACAUAACGAUCUUUGUUCGCCGUCAGUUCGGGCGCGUGAGGGGCGUGUCAAAGACGGAGGCAGACUCUCAAGCUGACGUUGACUGUCACGGCGAUGUCAAGUUUGUGUGACGGCGACAUAGCAGUGGAACUCUGUGACUAACAAAGUGUAGCAGAGAACCACAGAACACGGAUUCACCAGAGAAACCCAAAGGUCUGGGGCCUGUGUUGUUGGCAUCGUCUGCGUCUGCUCUGAACCAGCUAGUCAUGUCAACGUAGCUUCCUGCAGAUGCUGCGGGCCAAGGAGAACUGGCCGACAAUCCUCCAACCUCCAGACCCGAUUCUAAAUGGUUUUCACCAACCAGUUAGCUGAGUUGUUUCUUGACACGAGAGAAGAUGCGCAAGGACGUGAGGAUUUUAUUAGUGGGGGAGCCCAAGGUGGGAAAGACUUCUCUCAUCAUGUCUCUGGUCAGCGAAGAGUUUCCAGAAGUGGUUCCCUACAGAGCUGAGGAAAUCACCAUACCUGCAGACGUUACACCAGAGAGAGUUCCCACUCACAUCGUGGAUUAUUCAGAGGCAGAGCAGACAGAUGAGCAGCUGUUUCAGGAGAUUUCUAAGGCCAACGUGAUUUGUAUCGUUUAUUCUGUCAACAACAAGAAGUCCAUAGAAAAGGUGACCAGCCACUGGAUUCCCCUCAUUAUUGACAAUACGGACAAAGACAGCAGAGUCCCUUUGAUCCUGGUGGGGAAUAAGUCAGACCUGGUGGAGCACAGCAGCAUGGAGACUAUAUUACCCAUAAUGAAUCAGUACUGUGAGAUAGAGACAUGUGUUGAGUGUUCAGCCAAAAACCUAAAGAACAUCUCGGAGCUGUUCUACUACGCCCAAAAGGCUGUUCUUCACCCGACUGGCCCCCUCUACUGCCCGGAGAAAAAAGAUAUUAAGCCGCUGUGUGUCAAAGCUCUGACUCGAAUCUUCAAGGUGUCAGACUUGGACAAUGAUGGGAUAUUAAAUGACAAUGAGCUCAACCUCUUCCAGCGGAUAUGCUUCAACACUCCACUGGAGCCUCAGGCGCUAGAGGAUGUAAAAAAUGUAGUGAAGAAGAAUUUAGGUGACGGAGUUAGUGAUAAUGGACUAACUCUGAAAGGAUUUCUUUUCCUUCACACGCUGUUUAUUCAGCGAGGCCGUCAUGAAACGACCUGGACAGUGUUGAGGACGUUUGGGUAUGAUGAUGACCUGGAGCUCAAUCAGGACUUCCUCUUCCCAACAUUAAAGAUCCCUCCAGGGUGCACCACAGAGCUGAACCACAAUGCCUACCUCUUCCUUCAGAGCGUCUUUGACAAACAUGAUAAGGACCGUGAUUGCGCCCUGUCUCCAGAAGAGCUCAAAGACCUCUUUGAUGUUUACAUGCCCUGGGGUCCUGACGUCAACAACACAGUUUGUACCAAUGACAAUGGCUGGAUCACUUACCAGGGCUAUCUUUCCCAGUGGACGUUAACCACAUACCUGGAUGUCCAAAGAUGCCUGGAGUAUUUGGGGUAUCUGGGUUAUUCAAUCAUAGCUGAGCAGGAGUCACAAGCGUCAGGCAUUACAGUGACCCGGGAAAAGAUGAUGGACCUCAAGAAGAAACAGACUCAGCGCAGCGUUUUCCGCUGUAAUGUGUUUGGUGACUUUGGCAGUGGGAAGAGUGGUUUCCUCCAGGCUUUCCUAGGAAGAAAUCUCAUGCACCAAAAAACAAUAAAAGAGGAGCAUCGAUCCUACUAUGCCAUCAGCACCACGUUUGUUUACGGCCAAGAGAAAUAUCUUCUUCUUCAUGAAGUCUUCCCUGACUUUGACUACCUGUCUGAUGAUGAAAUGUCCUGUGACAUCGUCUGCCUUGUCUAUGAUGUCAGCAACCCUUAUUCCUUUGAGUACUGUACCAGAGUUUUCAAGCAGUACUUCAUGGACACUAAGACACCAUGUAUGGUGAUCGCAACCAAGUGUGACCUGCCGGAGGUGAAGCAGAUGUACGGCUGCAGUCCUCUGGAAUUCUGCAGGAAACACAAAAUGCCCCCGCCACAGUCAUUCACCUGCGACUCAACAGCAGCUCCCAGCAGAGACAUCUUCACCAAACUCACCACUAUGGCCAUGCACCCCCACGCCCGGCUGCGCUGCAUGUGCACUUGCAAUCGUUGCACCUUCUGCUUGUGUCAGAACGUCCUCAACUCUGAGCUGCUGCAGACGGUCAGGGCCAAACUCUACGCCGUUGUGCUGAGAAGACAUAUGAGCCAGGCAGAUCUGAUGAGCUCCACCUUCUGGCUAAAAGCAAGUGUUGGAGCCACAGUGUUUGCAGUGCUGGGCCUGACCAUGUACAGAGUCCUGCUCAGACUGCGGUGAUUCUCAGGCAGUCGAGGUCAAAUGUUUCAGUUUUCUCUUUUCCUUUUUAAAAUAUUUAUGGAACCCUGUUCCAGUUGUGUAGUUUAAAUUGAAAAGAUAUGUUUUUUGUGUAUAAACUGACCUCAUGCCAAACUUAAUUAGUUUGCAUUUUAGUUUUUUUUUGUCUUUCUGUACGAAAUUUAAAACAACCAUUUGUUUCUUCACAUAUUUGCAAAGUUAUGAUAAAUAUUUAUGAAAUACAAGAUCGUCAAAAAGCUUUGAAUUAGUUAUAGUGUGGUGCAAAUGCAACAGUUUUUGGUUGCUUUAUGUUUGAAACGACAGAAAUGUCAAAUUUGUUAAAUUAUUAUUUUUUAAAAAGACCUAUAUAGAAAUAAUAUUUUUAUGUUUUUACUUCAGAGAAAAAUAGUCAGAAAGUUUGUUGUGUGAAUGUUUCAUCAGUGUCAGUCAUUUCUCAUGUGUGUGUGCUUGUGUGUAAUUGGGAGAGAGAAGAAAACUUAAUUCCAUACUACAAAUUUUCCGCAACACACUCCUAAUAUAACCUUCACAACAUUCAAAUGUUAUGCUAACUGCUCUGCCUUGUUUGCCAGCUUUGAAUAAACCAGGCUCCUGUUUAAAUGACA
Molecule: messenger RNA, 3061 nt
Organism: Cynoglossus semilaevis (tongue sole)
Lineage: Eukaryota; Metazoa; Chordata; Actinopteri; Pleuronectiformes; Cynoglossidae
Product: mitochondrial Rho GTPase 1-A-like
Biological process (GO): mitochondrion organization
Cellular component (GO): mitochondrial outer membrane
Molecular function (GO): GTP binding; calcium ion binding; GTPase activity
Source: RefSeq, a predicted model, not a curated record